AUGCCUCCUGCUUGUGCUGAAUGUAAAGUCAAGAAGUGCCGCUGCACCCACCACACGGUUGCUGCUCCCCUUGUCCCCGAGGCCGAGGCCAAGAAAAAGAUCGCCAGCGCCUCCAGUGACGAUCUUUCUUUGGUGCCCUCUGAGCCCAAGACUAAGAAUGAUGUUGGUCCCAACAAAAUGAAGCCUGUGCAGAAGCCGGCACGUGGUCCCCGUUCCGCCGCCACCGUCCCUCCUCCUGCCCUCCAUGAGGUGCCCGACCAGCCCGCGGACGACAUGGCUGUCGCAAUCCACCUCGGGAUGCACGUCGUGUACGCUCGGGAGCUCCGGCGCAACCUCGUGGCGUUCGAGAUUGCCUUACAAGAGGACCUGCAGGCCCAGCGCGCUAGCAUGGCCGAAUUGGAAGACAGCCUGCAAGCUGGGCGUGCUCCCACGGCCGCCGCCCUCCAAGAGAGCCAGCGGGCUCACCGUGCUACCAUGGCUGCAGCUCAGGCUGUUCAGCGCAAGCUCGAUAUGUGGGUCGAGUCCUACACCAGCGGCAAUUAA
Penicillium canescens is the source of this 543-nucleotide messenger RNA. RefSeq lists its product as uncharacterized. NCBI's taxonomy places the organism in Eukaryota, Fungi, Ascomycota, Eurotiomycetes, Eurotiales, Aspergillaceae. The coding region runs from base 1 to 543 and encodes 180 amino acids. The record is from RefSeq and is a predicted model, not a curated record. The transcript has 2 exons.